Nerophis ophidion (straightnose pipefish) is the source of this 7833-nucleotide messenger RNA. RefSeq lists its product as uncharacterized. NCBI's taxonomy places the organism in Eukaryota, Metazoa, Chordata, Actinopteri, Syngnathiformes, Syngnathidae. The coding region runs from base 377 to 7339 and encodes 2320 amino acids. The transcript is spliced from 44 exons. The record is from RefSeq and is a predicted model, not a curated record.
CCAGCACGCAGAGCAGGGUUUGACUUGGCUGCGCGUGCACAUCUGUCUCCACCUUUUUCCGCUUUUGUUUUCGCGGGCCAAGAGCGACAACUUUGUGUUUUUUUCUGGCAACAAGAUAUCAAGACGGCUCUUUUUGUUUGAACUUUCAUGCUGCGUUUAUACAUGUGUUUUUUUUUUUUCGACAUGUACUCCGCGGUGAGCGAACAUUUAUCCUGCCAGGUCUGCCUCUCCAUAUUUAAAACCUUUCAAGAGUUAAAGUUACAUAUCAACUCAAACAGGCACCAACAGAAAAUGAAUGAAGUAUUCCAGAAAGAUCCUGACUGUUUUUACAGAGAUGCUAUGAGCUUUAACCUGGUGAUGGGCGGAAUAGACUGUUAUGUCCCCUGUUGGACAUGUUAAAUCCAGUUUAAGAGAAGAAAAGCUCCCCAACAUUGUCAUUAUGGAUCGAGACAUCCGAAAUAACGUUCAUCAACGCUGCAUAGGUUUGCGAUUGCUGACUGUCUGUUUCACUCAGAGUGUGGCGCAUGCAUUUUACCUGUGCCAUAGCUGUAAGGAAAUGUUGUCGGACACAAAGAUAUUAUCCCACCUUACCUCCGUUUGCCAUAAAUUCAACUACUGUAACUGCAUAGAUCCAAAUAGGCUUGGAUUCUCCUGGAUUCCUAACAAAGAUUUAUGGGUAGAUCUACCCAAGCAGAAAAGAAGCCACCAAUCAGGACCAAUACAGAUGUUGGAGUUGCCUGAAAAGCUGUUUGGAUUGUACAAAACGUAUACGUACUCUCAAGUGAUGCACUCUCUCAGUGAAUUUGACAAGCUUCCCAAGCUGCUGGAAGCUGUCAAGCCAAAGAGAGUGACUAUGCAAGAAUACCAGACAAACACCCAGAGGAAGUAUCCACUUCUAGGCAUGCAGCACCUUAUCGAAUGCAUUUGUAAGGGACAGACUGAGAGGACAUACUACCUUUGCACCCUCUGCAAACUGACGCUGGCUGCCCACACCGUCAUCAAACACGUCCUUAGCUUUGACCACAUCUAUAGUUUCUUUAAAGCCUGGCACCCCUCCACUUUGGUGUCUAAGCAGUGUUAUCGGGAGUACUCAGAGGGUUUCAUGUCCAUGAUGUUAAAUUUGGCAAAGCAGGCGGAGAAGCUUCAAGGACCUGGACGGGCCAACAUGAAGCGACUGAGUCUGGAGCCUGAUAUUUUUGUAUCAGUCAAUUUCCACUCCUAUGAAGAUGCUUUGAACAAACUGGAGUCCAUCGCAAAGAAAAAAGAUGGAAGCAGCUUGAAAACGUGCAUCAAACCUGCGGGAAAAUUGGAUAUUUCUGCUGUGCCACACAUAAUACGUUGUCAGAACUGUGACUACUCAUUUGAGUUAGCAGACCUUUAUUUUCAGCACGUGCAAACUGAGAAACACAAAACACUGACGAAGAAACUCAGGAGCCAGGAAGAGAAUACUGAUGCUUGCAACCACAAUGCAAUGGCUACAAGUGCAGAAGAUCAGAAACCCCAUCAAGAUUUAUUCAGUGAACUCCUCCUGGACUCUACUGCAGACACUUCCCAGGUGGUGAUCUGUAACAGCACAGAAGCAAAGGAGGCCACACCCAUUUUUGUCUGUUUUGUUUGCGAAGAUGCUUUUCCCAAGUCACUUCUUCCAAACCACUUGUCCUCACCAAAACACCUUAUACAAACACUAUUGUAUCUGAAUCCCUCGCGACUGCCUUUUGGUUGGCAAGAAGUUCCAGGCCAGAAGUUCUUGAAAUCAAUGGUGGCGAUGGAAGUGAGUGAAAGAGGAUGGUGUCAGAAAAUUAUUCAGGUGCUGGAUUUACCCGCCCCAGUUUUGAGUAGUCUCAGCUCGUCAAGUUGCAAGACCGUGCUGGAAAGACUCAAGCGUGACCAUGCAGCUAUCCUGCAAAAUAAAAUUCCGCCGUGCCAAAUGUUUAGCGAACACAACCCUUUUCCACUGUUGGGGUGCGAGUUUCUGGAGAUGCACGACUCCUACGAGCAGUCCCGUCAAGUCACGUCUGCUUCGUGUCUGCUGUGCCGGAAGCGGCUGUCGGACGCUGAAUGCUUCGCUCAUAUUUUCAGCUCGGAACACGUCAAGAUGUUUCUCGUGAAAUUUCACCCUGGUUUGCUGAACUCUUCUUGCGAUAGGACGAUACUGCUGGACCUGGCAAGGCAGGCGGCACACCUUCACGGUGUAUCACAUAUACAGAAAGUAAAAUUUGAGAGGCCCAUCCAAGAACCUUGCGAUAUCUACAAAGCCGCAAAAAGGAAGGAAGACAAAGGCGAGCUUCUUCCUGUAGUCACGAGAGAAACAAUGGUCCCUAAAGAUACCCCGAUAUCAAAGAACUGGAAGAUUGCAACGCCUGCUCAAAAGCCUCCAGACAAUAGUCAAAACAAACAUUUGCAAAAGUCUGUGGGGAGCAAGUCUGGCACAGCUGAUAAAGGCUGCAUUGUAAAAGCAGCAGAGGUUUCUGUGAAGACAGGGGAGCAAACAAGUAAGGAGAAGCCCAAAAGCUCCCACAUCCCUGCUAAAGUGGAGCCAAAACAAGAACAGAGCGAAGAUGUUCGAAUGUGUGCAAGCCAAGGCGGUAACCAGAAAAGGCUGCGUAAGAUGCAAGAGACAAUAGUUGACAACGCCCAUAAGAAACGUCGUCUCAACUCCGAGAACGCAUCAUGUGAAGAAACGCUGAAGAUGGGGACCACAUCUGUCAAGAAGGAAGCAGUGCCAACUGUGAUCAGUGAAGCCAAGCAGGAUAUUAAGCAGGAAAAUACCAUGAAGUCUGAGCCACAAAAUGCCCAUGUGACUUUCUUUGUUCAACCUGAGCCCAGCAUUACAUUUAAAACCACAUCAGGCACCAAAUUGACCAAGAUGACUACGUCCAAAUUACCGACACCUGCAGCAGGUACAUCUGGAUUCAGUGCCAGCCAGUCAACCAAGUUGACAGACACCACCACAUUGACAGCAAAUGUCCAAAGGAGAUGUUCAGAGAACACAUCGUGCACCAGGGUCAAUCUUGGAGCAUCCUCUGGUGAGAAUCUACAUUUGAAGAGCACUGGGGGGUCUAAUGUUGAAGCACAACCAUCUCUUCAGAGGUGUAACCCCCAUGCAGGACCUGCAAGCACAGCCAAGCAAUUGUUUAGCAAUGUGAAGCCAACUGGAACUGGUCCUAAAAUUGGCUUAAACUACAUAAUUGUAGUUACCAGUGAUGGAAGGAAGCAAUCCUAUUGCACUCUGUGCCGCAUUCGAUUGGAACGGUCCAGUCACCCAAUGGAAAACAUUCACCAGUACAACUAUGUGAAACUGAGGUUUCCAGAGUUGAAUGACGAGCAGCUGGCAGGCAUCAACCUGGAGAAGUUUGGGGUCUGCAUGGCUGAGGUGGAGAAACUUUUGGGACAACGGUACAUUCAGACAAGAAAAGUGACAAAUGGCCAAUACAAAGAGCUGUCUGAUCUUCCGGAGGCCGAAGCUUUAUACAGAUUAGAGAAUCACUUCUGCGUGUCUUCAUCUUCCAGCAAUGCCACUUCACUUCCUUUAAGACGACCGUUUUCAGCCACCUCCUCACAGGACGUUUCGAGUCCCGAAUAUGACAGUCAACAAGACAGGCUUGAGGACAUAAUAGAGGCCAACAUUGAAGACGACAAAGCCCUACAUCCUAAACAUGCAUUAGACAUGGAAGCUGUACAUGCCAGUGAUGCUGUUCCAUUCACUGACCUGGACCCCACUCGUGCAACCAAAUCAAUGAUGGAAAUGGAUACAUCUGGGUGCAGACAACAGCAGGAGAUUGCGGCACGAGAUUUGACCACAGAAAAGAAGAAUUUAAAAGGUCAGGAUGGGAACUCCUCAUCAGUGUUUCUGCAAUUGGAUCCUCUUCCUGCUUCAGUGACCACAGAACAGCACAAUGUUGAAGGCUCGCACAGGUGCUCACAAUCAGUGUUGCUGGAGUUGGACACACCUCCUGCUUCUGUGACCACAGAACGGCGGAAUCUAGAAGUCUCGAAGGGACACUCACCAUCUGUGUUGCUGGACCUUAACCCUCCUCCUGUUUCGGUGACCACAGAACAGCGGAAUUUAGAAGACUGGACUGGGCACUCACCAUCUGUGUUGCUGGACUUUAACCCUCCUCCUGUUUCAGUGACCACAGAACAGCGGAAUCUAGAAUGCUCGAAUGGGCACUCACCAUCUGUGUUGCUUGAACUAAACCCGCCUCCUGCUUCAGUGACUACAGAACAGCAGUUUCUAGAAGGCUCUAAUAGCCGUUCACCAUCAGCGUUGCUGGAACUGAACUUGCCUCAUGCUUCAGUGACCACAAAAGUGUGCAAUCCAGUUGGAAGCUGUCAGAAUGCUGAUAGACAGACUAGUUUGCAGAAAGAAUCAAAAGUCCCUGAAAGUAACCUGGGAUGCUCUUAUCCUCAAGUGCCCGUGUUUUCAGGCAAAGCAAGUAACUUGAGUACAUUUUUGUGGGUGAAGGGAUCGUACAACCAGCCAAUCGUAGGUCUGGCGUCUGUGUACGAGUGUCGUGGAAUGGCUGGAGAUUCGCUGUACUUGUGCGAGAGUUGCAGUCAGAAACUCUCAGUCAGUGACAUCUGCCAGCAUGUAUUUGGCAGGGAGCACCAGCUGAAAUACUUGCUAAAGAAUUAUCCUCAGUUUAUGGACACAUUUUGGGAUGAAAAGGAUCUGCCAGAGGACAAAAAAAUGGGUCUCCUAAAGGACGUAGCGCACGGGGUCUCUCAACAGGAGCAUUUUAAGAAGAUGGAUGCAAAGGUGUGCUUUCUCAUUCGAGACCUCUAUGACUACGUUUUAACAGCUCCAUUCAGUGAAGCUCUUGACGCCCUUCAGAACGGAAAGAAGCAGAGUUUGGUAUGUAAGUCCAUCGUCACAUUGCAACUAAAGGGGAGCCAAAAAUCAAAAGAACAGAUUGGACAUUUGAAUGAGAGAGGACUUUCCUCUGAGCCUCUGCACUCUGCAGCUAGCAUGUCCCUCCAACAUCAAGAGAACCACAGAAGCUCCCUUUCAAGUCCUAUCCCCAAAACACCUGAUUGUCAAGUAAAAGAUGAACUGAUUCCUUCAGAGUCCAGAUCACCGGGACCCUCUGGUGUUAUUUCUAAGUCACCUCCAAUUUUUAAAGUGAAGGAUAAACUGAUGCUCUCAUCUGGAUCUUGUGUAUCUCCUGAUGUUAUCUCCAAGUCAUCACCUCGUUUUCAAGUGAAAGAUGAACUGACAUCUGAGUCCAGAUGUCCUGUAACUCCAGGCGUCAACUCCAAGACGCCACCUAGUUUGCAAGUGAAAGAUGAACUGAUAUCCUCAGAAUCCAAAUGUCAUGUAACUUGUGGUGCUAUCGCCAAAACACCACCUAGUUUUCAAGUGAAAGAUGAACUGAUACAUUCUAAGUCCAGAUGUCCUGUAACUCCUGGUGUUAUCCUCAAGUCACCACCUAGUUUUCAAGUGAAAGAUGAACCGACACCUGAAUCCAGAUGUCCUGUAACUCCAGGUGUUAUCUCCAAGACGCCACCUAGUUUGCAAGUGAAAGUUGAACUGAUGCCCUCAGAGUCCAGAUGUCAUGUAACUUGUGGUGCUAUCUCCAAGGCACCACCUAGUUUUCAAGUGCAAAGUGAACUGAUACCCCCAGUACCCAGAUGUCCAAUUACUCCUGGUGCAAUCUCCAAGACACUGCCUGUAUCUGCUGAUUCUCUUGCAAAAACACCACCUAUUUCUCAUGUGAAAGAUAAACCCAGUGUGUCGCAGUCUAGAUCUCUUUCAAUGUCUGCACCUAUCUCAAGAAUGCCGUCUGGUACUCAAAAAGCUAAAGAUGAAUCUAUAUUCUCUGAGUCCAGAUCACCUGUAUGUGGUGCUCCCAUCUCUAAGACACUGCCUCAAUGGAAAAAUGAACAGAUGUUCGCAGAACCAAUAGUUAAUGGAGAUCUGGACAAGCGUUUCAAAACGCUACCUAAUGCUCAAGUGAAAGAUAAAACUAUGGUAUCAGAUUGCAGAUUGCCUGCAACUACUGAUCCUGUGCCCAAGAUUCUGCCAAUUUCUCAAGUUAAAAAUGAGUCUGUACUCAUGGCCUGUGGAUCUCCUGUAACUGCGGUUCCCAUCUCAAAGGCAUCUCCAAAAGUCCUACAGAAAUCGGAAUCGACACUCUCAGAAUUCAGAUCUAUUCCCAAUGUUGAGGAACUGUCAAGCUCAAAUUCCCCCAUAACUGUCAGUUCAGCAAUUCGUCAAGAUGAAUACCAUCUUACCAGAAAGAGAAAAGCUAAUCAAUCUCUCUGUGAAUUCAUUGAAACGUAUAUCAAUAAAACCCAAGUUGAUGAUCCUCAGCCAGCCAAAUACACACGCAACAGCAUUGUUCACUCUAGGUGGGAUGUUACUCCUGCUAUUAGAGAGGCCUCUGUGGAAAAUAUCCUAAAAUCGGACACAAAAUUGGACUCUAAGGAACAAAUUGCUGGCAUCACUGACAAUUCUGUUACAAAACCUUCUGACACUACAUCAAAUAUGUGGUGCUCAAAGUCUGUGCAGACUACUGCCUCAAGUCUUAAAUCUGAAAGUAGGAGUUUAACAAGUUGUAAGAUUAAAACUAAUCCGUCCACAACAUCUGAGCCGUAUAAACAGGACAGCGGACAUAUUGAGCCAGACAAUCUAUCACAGGAGCAUAAGUUGGUACGAGAAAAACAUUUGGCUUUACUGGGAGGUUUUGAGUACAAUACCCUGUUGGGUGACGCUUGUGUGAGGACCGAACCAAAGUUUGCUCCUAUACCUCGGUCUCAAAGCAGUACGGAUCGCACAGAGGGCUCCCUGCAUCAAAGUACAGUUUUGGCAAAUGCUGUGGACAUGGAGUCAAACCAUGAGCUCCUUGGUACUACAGCGGGUCCUACUGAGACUCUGCUGUCAGAUUUGGCCGGUUGCAAAUCAAAUCCUUACACUGUGCCUAUUAACGAUAACACUUCAUGUGAAAGACUAAAUCCUAAUGAAGCAUCAAAAGAACUGCCUGUCCAGGCCAACCACUUUACCAUACCCCUGGCAAUGGGGUGGUUGAACCCACAAAUGCAGCAGUGGGUGGAGCAGCAGAAGCAACAGCAGUGGGUGGAGCAGCAGAAGCAACAGCAGUGGGUGGAGCAGCAGCAACAACAGCAGUGGGUGCAGCAGCAACUACAACAACAACAACAACAGCAGCAGCAGUGGGUGCAGCAGCAACUACAACAACAACAACAACAGCAGUGGGUGCAGCAGCAGCAACAACAGCAGUGGGUGCAUCAACUACAACAACAGCAGCAACUACAACAACAACAACAACAACAGCAGUGGGUGCAGCAGCAACUACAACAACAGCAGUUAGAGCGGCAGUAGCACUCGACCUGAGCAAGGCUGAUGCAGACUGUCGCGAAAGUCGCCACUGGCGCCUCCUAUUUCCAGACUUUCCGUGAUGUUGAGUUAAAUGAAGGCGCACGGGAACAUGGCAGUGUAACGUGUUGACACUGGCACAGUUCCCUCAAAGACUCCAAAAUGUUUUCUUCUGCCAAGACUGCUUAUAAAAACGUAUGUUUACAUUUUACACUGACUUUCGUUAUGUUCUGUUAUAGUGUGGACACUGUACAAGUCUGGAGGAACAGACAUAACUGUUUUAAGGGACUUUAUUUUUAAUGUACAGCUAGUUUCAGUAAGUCUGUUUCUGCUCUUGGUGGAUUUUUGCACAAUAAAGUGUAAAAACCAAACAAUUCCGCCACCGUUUGACAUUUGUACUUUAAUAUUUUACCACAUCCCUGGGAAUAUAUUAUUUAUGGUGGCUGACUACUUUAUUUUAUACAUGGAAAUGAGAUUUAAUAAAUGUGACACUUUCUAAA